CACUUGGGCGGAAGAGCCGGCCCAGGAGCGGAGUCCGGGGCGCGCGGGAUGUCUGCUGGUCCUCCCUGCCGCCUGGGGACGCCUCCUCCGCGGUCGGGGGCGGGGCCGGAGGGAGCCGGGCGCGAGGGGGAGGAGGAGGGGGAGGGGGAGGAGGGCAAGAUGGCCACCCUGGUGCUGGAUAACGGCGCCUACAACGCCAAGAUCGGCUACAGCCACGCCCACGUCAGUGUGAUUCCCAACUGUCAGUUCAGAUCAAAGACAGCUCGCUUGAAAACAUUCACAGCUAACCAACUGGAUGAAAUUAAAGAUCCAUCUGGACUUUUUUAUAUACUACCUUUCCAAAAGGGAUAUUUGGUAAACUGGGAUGUCCAGAGACAGGUCUGGGACAAUCUUUUUGGAAAAGAAAUGUAUCAGGUAGACUUUGUUGAUACCAACAUCAUAAUCACAGAACCGUAUUUCAACUUCAGUUCAAUUCAAGAGUCCAUGAAUGAAAUACUAUUUGAGGAAUAUCAAUUUCAAGCAGUUCUCAGAGUAAAUUCUGGGGCUCUUAGUGCCCAUAGAUACUUCCGAGAUAAUCCAUCAGAACUGUGUUGCAUCAUUGUGGAUAGUGGGUAUUCUUUUACUCACAUUGUGCCUUACUGCAGAAGUAAAAAAAAGAAAGAAGCAAUUAUAAGGAUAAAUGUUGGAGGAAAACUAUUGACAAACCACCUGAAGGAGACAAUCUCAUACAGGCAACUGCAUGUUAUGGAUGAGACCCAUGUGAUUAAUCAAGUGAAAGAAGAUGUAUGCUAUGUCUCACAAGACUUUUUCAAGGAUAUGGAGAUUGCCAAAUUGAAAGGGGAAGAAAAUACUGUAAUGAUUGACUAUGUUUUACCAGACUUCAGCACAAUCAAAAAAGGCUUUUGUAAGCCAAGGGAAGAAAUGGUGUUAAGUGGAAAAUAUAAAGCCGGUGAACAAAUACUUCGUCUUACAAAUGAGCGAUUUGCUGUUCCAGAGAUACUGUUUCAUCCUUCAGAUAUUGGUAUUCAAGAAAUGGGAAUUCCUGAAGCCAUAGUUUUUUCAAUCCAGAACUUGCCAGAAGAAAUGCAACCUCAUUUCUUCAAAAAUAUUGUUUUGACUGGAGGAAACACACUAUUUCCUGGCUUCAGGGACCGUGUUUACUCUGAGGUCCGGUGCCUUACUCCAACCGAUUAUGAUGUUUCUGUUAUUCUGCCAGAGAACCCUAUUACCUAUGCCUGGGAAGGUGGAAAGUUGAUUUCUGAAAAUGAUGACUUUGAAGAUAUGGUUGUAACAAGAGAAGACUAUGAAGAAAAUGGACAUUGUAUAUGUGAAGAGAAAUUUGAUAUUUAAUAGGACCAGAUGUGUAUUGACACCAUUCAACUAGCAAGUUUUCUUGAGCCAUAAAUGGGUUCUAGAUCUUAUAAACCUCAAACCAUUUUAUGAGCAGAACAGUUGGUUUUGUAAUAUCAUGCUCAUUUUUAACUCAGUAAUUUAUUCAUUUGUCAUAUAACUAGUUAUUACAGUCUGGGGGAAAGGUGAAAACCUCUGUAUAAAGAUCAGACUCUAUUGAGGUCAUUGUUCACAUUCAUGGCCCCAGUUGAACCUGUGCAGUCUUUUUAAACCUUGUAUAAUACCAACAAUACUGUCUCCUUGUACAAGUAUAGGCACAAGUGUGCCGCAUUUUCCUUCUUCAGUGUCCAUUAGUAAGCCCCACUUAGCCACUGUUGUUUCCCACUCCCAUGUGACAGGCAACUUGAUCAUGCUCAUCUUCUUUCUGAGAGUUUGUUUAGCCUUUAGCUCUGUCAUUGGGGCUAGGCAGGCACAGGCAAACUUGGGCCCUCCUGGUGUUUUUGGACUGCCGGCUGUUAGGAAUUUUGGGAGUUGAAAUCAAAAACACCAGGAGGUCUGAAGUUUCCCCAUGCCUGGGUUAGGUGUAGGAAGGCAAUAGAAAGCUAAGUGGAGGUGCCAAUCAUGCUGCCUUGAUCUGGGGAGGCUGAUGAAGUUUGCCAGUUGGCUGCUGCCCUUGUUGUCUUUUGUAUGUCUUUUGCUAUACUCUGUGCUUUCUCAGGUAGAGAAUAUUUUGGUUAAGCUUCUUAUUGGAGCAACUUAAGAACAACAAAAAAUACCUCCACUGAAAUAAUUUCAGUGACUUUAUUUUUGUUAAUAGAUAACAAUGUAAACAACACAACAUCUGGUUACUUGAAAGACUACCUUCUCCUUUACAUAUGCAUUUGGUGCUUGAGGUCAUCUGGAACAUUCCCAUGGCAAAACAAGUUCCUGAGAUUUGCUCUUCUGUGUUCAAAGUAGAGCUCUUAGGAUUUUCACAUUUCCUGUUGUAUGUACAUAUUGAAGAUAUACCUACUUUUGCAUGCCUUCCAGAAUAGUUCUGCCCACCAUGCAUUUUAUUCUUAAGAAUAAUGCAGAUACUAUAUAUUGAUGUCAUGCAUUUUAUACUGUACAAUUAUUUUAUACUAAUAAAAAACAAAUGUCUUGUGAGAAAACUGAA
Molecule: messenger RNA, 2506 nt
Organism: Anolis carolinensis (green anole)
Lineage: Eukaryota; Metazoa; Chordata; Lepidosauria; Squamata; Anolidae
Gene: actr6
Product: actin related protein 6
Exons: 11
Coding region: 49-1350 (433 amino acids)
Cellular component (GO): Swr1 complex
Molecular function (GO): nucleosome binding
Source: RefSeq, a predicted model, not a curated record